Molecule: messenger RNA, 1595 nt
Organism: Prorocentrum cordatum
Lineage: Eukaryota; Dinophyceae; Prorocentrales; Prorocentraceae
Source: the annotation of a GenBank genome assembly
CUUAGGGGCUCACAAGCUGUCCUUACCGCCACGCCCUGCACCUGCUCGCGAUGUCCACGCUGCUCCCAUCGGCAGCGAGUGCACCUCAGAGGCCGAGCUGCCGUGCCCCGCGGGGAUCCUCCCUCAUGUCUGGCAGUGGUGGCGCCAGCGCAAGACCCAAGGCAGAUCGCUCGAGGAGCCAGGUCCGUGGCAACGACACCCGCAAGAAGCCAGAAGACCAGGACACUCACGAGGACCAGCAGAUCGACCCCAAGAAGGCCCCCAUCGCCAGAGUCCGCCGCAGGAGGGGUGCUGCAUACAAGCCGAAGGCGGCGCCCAAGAUUCAGAACGGCAUGCGCGACCUCAUUCUCAUCCUGCUGCGGGCGACCUACCGGAACACGAAGAAGAUCAGGGAGCUCAAAGGAUGAAUCAUCACGACGGUGAAGGUCAGCGAGAAGGAGAAUCGCAACUACGCGCGGGCCAUUCGCCAAGAAGGAGAAUCACACGGAAGGUCCCCCCCCGCCCCAGGCGCAGCGAUGGCGAUGCUGGAGGCGAUGGCCCAGCAGGACAUCGGCUCCAAGAGCAAGACCGAUCUCACGGCCACCAGCGCCAUGGACCAGUUUCAGGUGCAGGACAUCUCCCCGAUAUGCAAGCUCGAGAAGGCCAACAAGAGCGGCCAGGCCAAUAUACUAUUCAACUGCAGGGGCUACGAGAUCAGGCAGUGCAUCAUGGGGGGCGCUCCACAACGCCGACGAACAAGCUUGUGUGAGAACAGCGCCAGCAGGAUUCGUGGAGGAUGAGCUGGCCCUUUGGAUGGGCGCCGUGAUGGACGAGCUCUAGAUUGGACGCCAACACUCCGCGCUAGACCAUCAACCGUGCCGCCCUCCCCCCCCCCGAGUGGCCUCGUGCACGCUUGCCCGUAGGGGGCCGUUCUGCUGCUUGCGGGAGGGGGCAUGCCGAGCUGCCCUACAGACAGCCCGACGGGGGGGGGAGGACUGCGCCUGAUGAGCCGAUCAUCACUAGUGAGUCCAUGAGAAGACUGGAAGCCACCAGCGCUACGACGGGGAUCUGCACCUUGCCACCUCUCCCUCACCGACAUUUCCGCCUACGCCAGCGCCGACUCCAGCUACCUGCACCCCAGCACCGACGGCAUCAACGGCAGCAAGUACGAGGCCGCACGAUGAGGCCGACGCCAGAAUGAGGCCACCAGCGCCUCACCAGUGCACAGGGCCAGCUCGCGAGAGGCACGAGGGGCCCACCAGCAUAAUAGGCGCCCUCCCCUCGACCUCCUUCUGCCCCCCCGCCGCCGGAUUCUGCUGCUGCCUCCAUGCCGCCCACUUCUCCCCUCUGUCCUGUUGCACCCGCCUAUCCCUGCUGACAGCUCGAGGAAGAGGUCGGGGCCGUGGCCGAAGCCGCGGUGUGGGACACAUUUCGAGGUGAGCUGGGUUGUGGGCCCACCGCUUUCCCGAUCGCUGGGCCGCUCGCAAUCACGUGAGCGGCGCCUUAGAAAAAACCGCCUUUCUGAGGGCGAGCACCGUCUAGGCUCCAGCCGUUGUUACUCUGUUUUCUGUGAUCUUGGAACUUCGGACAUUUGGUGUUGAGUGAGUGAUCCAUCC